UAAUAAAACAUUUUUUAUAAUAAUUAACAACAUAUAUCCUUGUCAUACUUUGUUUCUCAUACGACUCUAGCGCUGUUAACCGUUUUACUUUAUUUUCUAAUCAUGACCAACAAUAACGACCACGCUGCUGAAGGUGGCGCCAGGUCCAAGUGGAGGCGCAUCUUGAAUCGCUUGGUUGCACGCAAGCCGCUCGAGGUGAUUCUGAGCGAGGGCAGAAAAACGCAGAUGAACCGGGUGCUUUCUCGCCUCGAUCUGAUCGCCGUGGGUAUCGGUGCCAUCAUCGGCACGGGAAUAUUUGUGUUGACCGGCGUGGCGGCAGCAGAAAAUGCUGGCCCGGCAGUUAUUGUCAGCUUUAUAAUAGCCGGCGUCAUUUCUGCCCUUUCUGCUUUUUCGUACGCAGAGCUCGCCUCGAUGGUGCCCAUUUCGGGAUCUGCAUACACGUACACGUACGCCACAAUGGGCGAGCUCAUGAGCUGGAUUAUCGGCUGGGACCUUAUUCUCGAGUACCUGGUCGGCUCAGCCACUGUGGCUGUCGGGUGGAGCGCCUAUAUAGUGAGCUUCUUUCACGACGCCUUCAAUGUCAAAUUCUCAGCAACUACAACCCAGGCACCAGUCAUAUGGGACAGCAAGGAGCUUGCAUUUAAGGUCAAUCACGGGUCGUAUAUCAAUAUUCCUGCAAUGUUUGUGUCUCUAAUGGUCACUGCCUUUUUGCUAAUGGGAAUCAAGCAGGCCUCGUGGAUCAACAAGGUUAUCGUGUGUAUAAAGAUACUGGUUGUCCUGCUGUUUAUUUUUGGCGCUUGCAAGUUUGUUGACCCCGACAACUACCAUCCGUUUGUUCCGCCUCGCGAGGGCAACUCGUACGGCGUCAUUGGCAUUUUUAAGGGCGCUCAACGCGUGUUCUUUGCCUACAUUGGAUUUGAUGCUGUGUCUACAGCCGCGCAAGAGGCCAAGGAUCCGCAGAAGGACUUGCCGUGGGGAAUUUGUGCGUCCUUGGGGAUCUGCACUGUGCUGUAUAUUGGCGUGGCAGCAGUCAUGGUCGGCAUCAUCUCGUACUCUGAACUCAAGGGCAUUGCGUCGCCGUUGACUUACGCACUUCAGUUUCACGAUAACACCAAGUGGCUGCGCAUCCUCAUUGAAAUUGGCGCUAUCUGCGGCCUCACAUCAGUCAUUUUGAUCGGGAUGAUGGCACAGCCUCGAAUCCUAUACACUAUGGCACGCGACGGCAUGUUCCCCAAGAUAUUUGGGCGUCUGCAUCGCCGUUUCAAGACUCCGUUUAUUCCGACGCUAAUUGCUGGUUUGGUCUGCGCUGUGCUCAGUGGCGUACUGCCUGUCGACAUUUUGGCUGACAUGACUUCGGUCGGCACCUUGCUGGCAUUUAUACUUGUCAACAUUGGCGUUAUAAUCAUGCGCUUUACCCACCCCGAUGCUGAGCGCGGAUUCAAAGUUCCUGGCGGACCGUUCUUAAUCCCAAUUCCAGGUGCUGUCAUUGCGCUGGUGAUUCUUGUUUUGUCAGACGGGCCGACUCUCUAUCGGCUUUUGAUUUGGCUGGCAAUCGGUGUUGUUGUCUAUGCCUUUUAUGGCUACCGCCACUCGCGCGUGGGUAACCCAGAGCGAUGGUCAGAAGAUGAUGUCGCCUACUUUGGGGAUGGCGGCGUUAUUUUUGAUGGCGACAAUGAUGGCCACGAACAUAAAGGACAGGGUAUGGAAAAUGUUGGCAAGUCUGAUCCAUCCGCAUUAUUGACUGUUGGUAACAAUCAGCACCACAAUGACAGCAAUGCUGGCGCAAAUGUUGCUGCUUCUGCGCGAGAGUGAAACACUGUUCAAAGCAAUGCCUUUUUAAUAUAGCUAUACAUUUUUGGAGAAUGGGAAUAAAAAUGGUUUUGAUAGUAAAG
Molecule: messenger RNA, 1892 nt
Organism: Kickxella alabastrina
Lineage: Eukaryota; Fungi; Kickxellomycota; Kickxellomycetes; Kickxellales; Kickxellaceae
Product: amino acid permease-domain-containing protein
Exons: 1
Coding region: 103-1812 (569 amino acids)
Biological process (GO): amino acid transport; transmembrane transport
Cellular component (GO): plasma membrane
Molecular function (GO): amino acid transmembrane transporter activity
Source: RefSeq, a predicted model, not a curated record